This is a messenger RNA of Oryza brachyantha (malo sina), 2517 nucleotides long. Its product is annotated as xylulose kinase 2. Bases 82 to 1776 code for a protein of 564 amino acids. Gene Ontology annotation, biological process: xylulose metabolic process; D-xylose metabolic process. The record is from RefSeq and is a predicted model, not a curated record. Gene Ontology annotation, molecular function: D-xylulokinase activity. The transcript has 11 exons. NCBI's taxonomy places the organism in Eukaryota, Viridiplantae, Streptophyta, Magnoliopsida, Poales, Poaceae. Gene Ontology annotation, cellular component: cytosol.
UUUAAUCAGAUCGGCUGGCUGACUGGCAUAUCUUCUUCCUCGUUGAUCUGCUGACUGAGCUCAAGCUCCCCAUGGCCAUGGAUGAUUGCCCUUGCCGCCUCCCCAGCGACGCCCUUUUCCUCGGCUUCGAUUGCUCCACGCACCAGGUCGCUGAAAGCCACGGUGCUGGACGCCGGCCUCACGCUCCUCGCCUAUGACUCCGUCCACUUCGACUCCGACCUGCCGCACUACGGCACCCACGGCGGCGUCCUCCGGGACCCGGCCGACCCCGCCCGCGUCGUGGCGCCGCCGCUCAUGUGGGCCGAGGCCCUGGACCUGCUCCUCGCCAGGCUGCGCCCCAGGGUCGACUACGCCCGCGUCGCCGCCGUCUCCGGCAGCGCGCAGCAGCACGGCAGCGUCUACUGGAGCCACGGGGCUGGCCCGCUGCUCGCCUCCCUCGACCCGGCCAGGACCCUGCCGGCGCAGCUCGCCGCCGCGCUGGCCACGCCGGAGUCGCCGGUGUGGAUGGACAGCAGCACGGCGCCGCAGUGCCGGGAGGUCGAGGCGGCGCUGGGCGGCGCGCUGGAGGUGGCCAGGCUCACCGGCUGCCGGGCGCACGAGCGGUGCACCGGCCCGCAGAUCAGGAAGAUGUACCAGACGAGGCGCCGCGUGUACGACGCCACCGAGAGGAUCUCGCUCGUGAGCUCGUUCAUGGCGUCGCUGCUCGUCGGCGGCUACGCCUGCAUCGACCAGACUGACGGCGCGGGGAUGAACCUAAUGGACAUCGCCACGCGCGAACUGCGCAGCGACGCCCUUGAGGCUACUGCUCCAAAUUUACAAGACAAGAUUGGGAACCUAGCACCUGCGUAUGCUGUAGCAGGAACCCUAUCUCCUUAUUUCGUUCAGAGAUUUCAGUUUAGAAGCAACUGUCUAGUUAUUCAGUGGUCAGGGGACAACCCCAACAGCCUUGCAGGCUUAACUUUGAGCGAUCCUGGUGAUCUAGCAAUCAGUCUUGGGACAAGUGAUACAGUUUUUGGGAUAACUGAUUCACCUGAACCAUCCCUGGAUGGGAACAUCCUCCCUAAUCCAGUGGACCCCAAGACCUAUAUGGUUAUGCUUUGCUACAAAAAUGGCUCUCUAACACGGGAAGAUGUUCGAAAUCAUUAUGCUGAGAGGUCAUGGGAUGUGUUCAACAAGCAUUUAGAGAAAACAGCUCCCUUAAAUGGAGGAAAAUUGGGAUAUUACUUCAAGGAACCUGAGAUUCUGCCACCACUUCCAGUUGGGUUUCACCGUUACAUUGUCAAUUCCUUAGCCAGUGGAUCUUUAGAUGAGAUGGUGGAACAUGAGAUAAACCAGUUUGAUCCUCCUUCAGAAGUACGGGUCCGUGCAAUAAUAGAAGGGCAGUUCCUGUCCAUGAGGGGCCAUGCUGAAAGGUGUGGCCUUCCAGUGCCUCCAAAGCGGAUCAUAGCGACUGGUGGUGCUUCGUCAAACCAGAUCAUUCUCAAGACGAUGGCAUCCAUUUUUGGCUGCGCGGUUUACACCGUCGAAAGACCAGACUCUGCCUCACUGGGUGCUGCUCUUAGAGCAGCCCAUGGGUGGACAUGCAACCAGCAAGGCAAGUUUGUGCCUGUUUCAUAUCUGCACUCAGGAAGAUUGAAUAGAACAUCACUUAAGCUGGCUGCUCCAUUUGGUGACUCAGAGGAGGACAUUGACCUUCUGAACAACUACACAUUGUUGAUGAAGAAAAGGCUGGAGAUUGAGCAGAAGCUUGUCGAGAGGUUUGGUCGACAUUCAUGAAGUAGUUACUGGAAAUAUUUGUGUAUUAGUGCAAGCCUAGAAUUUAAAUCCAGCACUCCUAAAGUCUCAAUAUUGGACUGUUCUCUAUCAGUGCAAUUGGGUAUUUUGCCUAUUAUUGUUGCCUUAAGAAAACAAAAUUCAAUGGACUAUUGCAAACGGAGAUUGAAAGGAAAGGAUAGUUGGAUGAUUUAGAUAUCAAGUUGCCACUUUGCCAUAGAAAAAUUAUGUGUUAGGCCAGGAAGCACAUUUUGUUAAGUAUUUUUUUAUAUAAAGUGCAAUGGAUCGGCAAGUUCAGGCCAAAUUUUGAAUAAGGUGUAGGCUUCUCUUACUCCUUUUGGAAAUGUUGUCCUUGUGCUUCUCUGUCCCAGUUGAGAAUCAUACUUAGCACAGUUAUAGUGCAAUCCCUUUGUUGUUGAAUAUGCAGUCUGACUCUGUGUUGAAAGCUUGAAAUCCUAUUGAGUAUGUUUGUUGACCUUUUCUUGUCUUACCUCACCAAGUCAAAUGGCGUGCAUGUUCUGCUGAUGAAUGGCGUCCUACUCAACAUGGUGAGGCUACACCAAGGAUGACCACCAAAUUUGCAAAAUCUACUAGUGAGCUACUGCUAUGUAACACUGAAUGCACUUAGUGAAUUAGUGGGUUCUUAUUGCCUCCACAGUUCAGCAUUUGUUAUGCAUGGGCACUAUGUACGGUUAAUGAUAUAAAGGCUUUAGCAAACCUAGCUAGAUACCUACAGCACUUGCU